Molecule: messenger RNA, 4545 nt
Organism: Poecilia latipinna (sailfin molly)
Lineage: Eukaryota; Metazoa; Chordata; Actinopteri; Cyprinodontiformes; Poeciliidae
Product: signal transducer and activator of transcription 5B-like
Exons: 9
Biological process (GO): signal transduction; regulation of DNA-templated transcription
Molecular function (GO): DNA-binding transcription factor activity; DNA binding
Source: RefSeq, a predicted model, not a curated record
CAUGUCACUUGUUUGUUCUCACAGUCACUGAAGCGAAUUAAGCGUUCGGAUCGUCGAGGUGCCGAGUCUGUCACAGAGGAGAAGUUUACAAUUCUAUUUGAGUCCCAGUUCAGCAUUGGAGGAAACGAGCUGGUGUUUCAUGUCAAGACUCUGUCUCUACCGGUCGUUGUGAUUGUCCAUGGCAGUCAGGACAAUAACGCCACGGCAACAGUCCUGUGGGACAACGCCUUUGCUGAGCCGGGAAGAGUGCCGUUUCUUGUCCCUGACAAAGUGCUGUGGACCCAGCUUUGUGAAGCCCUUGAUAUGAAGUACAAGGCAGAAAUGCACAGUGGUCGUGGCCUGACGGAAGAUAACCUGGUCUUCCUGGCACAGAAAGCGUUUUCAAACAGCAGUAAUAACCCUGAGGAUUACCGUAACAUGACUAUUUCCUGGGCCCAGUUCAACCGGGAAAACCUGCCUGGACGCAACUUUACUUUUUGGCAGUGGUUUGAUGGCGUUGUAGAGCUCAUGAAGAAACACCUGAAACCUCAUUGGAAUGAUGGGGCUAUUCUUGGGUUUGUGAACAAGCAGCAGGCUCAGGACAUGCUGAUGUCUAAACCCAACGGCACCUUCCUGCUGCGUUUUAGUGAUUCUGAGAUCGGAGGCAUCACUAUUGCCUGGGUGGCUGAAAAUCCCAACAAACAAGGUGAAAGGCUGGUCUGGAAUCUGCUGCCUUACACAACGAAGGACUUCUCCAUUCGCUCCCUGGCUGACCGCAUAAGUGACUUGAACCAUCUUCUGUUUCUUUACCCUGACCGGGCCAAGGAUGAGGUCUUCGCCAAGUACUACACCCCUCCACUCUCGAAACCAGUGGAUGGAUACGUUAAACCGCAAAUCAAACAAGUUGUACCAGAAUUCACCACCCCAAACCCUGAGCCCUGCACUGGAGUUGUAUUCAUGGACCAGACAGCUUCGUCCUCUGGGAGCCAUUCCAACAACUUUGGCGUCUACUCCUCCAUUAGUGACAACAUGCUGGAUCCAGACGGAGAUUUCGACCUGGAGGACACGAUGGAUGUUGCCCGUCAUGUGGAAGAGUUGCUUCGCAGGCCCAUGGCCAACCAGUGGAGCAGUCAGCAGUCCUGAACCUGAAACGUGAAGCCGUUGCACACCUUUGUGGUGUUUCUAUGUUUGGUUGUUUGUCUUUUUAACACUCACUCCCAAAAAUCCUGGCGGGCAAUAAUAGAGAAGAGUCAGCUUGAUCGACACCUCAAUCCACUUCACGGUUUGGUUUUAGCAUUUAGUUAUGCUUGUCCAUAUGAGGAGAAUAUAGAGCUAUAGUUACUGGCUGAUAUCCUCUCAAGCAGGUUUUUUUUAUAUAUAAAAAGGUGAGACAUGCAGUUAUUUUCAGUAGAAGCUGGACAGUAAUUUCAUGUGUAGCUGAUGAACCUGCAAGACAUGAGGAAACAUUUUAACUGGGGAGAAACAAGCUUAUCCAGGAAUUAUUGUAUAGUCAUCUGUGAAUAAGUACUAAAAAAUUCAUCUAUUUUCUAUUAGCAAUAAAAAUCUGUCAUUAUAUAUUGUCUAAAAACUUUUAAGAGAGACUUCUUGAUAAACACCAGGGACCUUCAACACAAAUGGUACUUACAGACGGAUUUAGUUGACAUGUCAGUUAUUACCUUCAUAGUAAUUUAAACUUUUUUAAGGUUUUGUUGACUCUAGUGGCCUUUAUUUGAGAGUACUUAGACAGAAAAGAGGGUAAUGAGAGAGGGGGAAGACAUGCGGCAAAUGUCAUCAGGCCGGGAUAUUUGCCGCGACCUCCGCCACGAGGAUUAUGGCCUCAAGAGAUGGGUUGUGCUUUGCCCCUGCACCACCACAGCACCCCAGUAAUUUCAACUUCACAAACGGUGUCAACCAUCAGUCAUCUGUCUGUGACUUCAACUUUAUGGCUGAUUCAAACCAGUGAUGAAUCAGUUUGGUCCAAAUAGAUUGGAAUGGCUAUUGAACUUACAGGAAAAAAAUGAUUCUAAUUUCUUUUCUUUUUUUCUAAUCCUUCUGAAGAGAAACCUGUUUGUAUGAAAUAUGAGAUGGCUUAAUAUUAACAAAAAUGAAAGGAAAUGUGUGUGUUUGAUUUUAUCCUUUUCAAUAUCUAAUCCAACAAACUGCUCCAAACCAGAAUCAUCAGAAUGAACUGCCUGGUGUUGGCAGAGAGGGUUUGGCUGGUUUUUCUUUGGUGGAACCAACAAACUGAACUCUACAGGUCGACACUGAGUUUUUCUGACAAAUGUGUCUCCAUGUUGAGGGAAAUAAACAGGCUUUCCAACAAACGUACAGCCGGGAGCCAUUGUCACAACGGAGACAUAACUGAUCAAACACAUUUCCUUCCUUUUGUGCUUUUAAUGAAAAUGUAAUAUUCCUGAAAUAUCAGGUUUCCAAUGUAAAAUGAGCGAAACACUGCCCCCCUCUGCCUCAAUCAGGUGCUGCAAUGUGUAGGAAGGAAGAGAUUUCCACUUGCAACAAGCCAAACAUUUAAAUACUAAAAUAUUUGACCAGUGCAUUCACACAGUGCAUUCUCUAUGCUGUCCUCUGGAAAUGUAGGAUUUGACAUUUUGAACUUUUGAACUGAUAAAUUCUGAAUGCAUGUUUUGCACCAGAGCCUGCAGUGAUGAGAUUGGAACCGACAGCUCUCAUCCCAUUGCUUUGUUUCCAGCCCCAGCUGUGUUUUUGCAGCUCUAAACACAACAAAGAGAUAAUAAGAUGAGCUAAUAGAAAAGGAGACCCAAGCAGAGGAGAGUGUCCCCUGCCACGCACUUGUAAGUUCUAGUGACGGAGAACUUCAGUGUUUUUACCACUCGACACACUUGUGUGUUUUAUGUACUGUAUGUACAUUUGUGUGAACUGUAUCACUUUAAAUCACCUGCAGGUCCUGGUUGUAGUUCUGACUCUGAGCUGAGCUGGUUAGUUGCUAAAUAACACAAACUGUGUCAAUAGCUGCUUCUAGGUUUCCUGAAGAAUAUAGUAUACAAAUAUUACAUUUCUAUAGAUAUUUGUUUCCUUCCUCAGAAGUUGCAUAGUCUAACUUUAAGUGUUAAAAAUUUAACUGAAUGUCUUGAUGUAUUUUUCCUUGAAAUGCAUCUGUUCCACCGUACUGCCUUGCAUCAUGUUGACUUGAGGUGCUGAAACAUGUUAAAUAAUGAGAUUUUACUGUUAAGUUUUUGUAGUUUUUACUUCAUUCAGCUUGUGUUUUUAAUUGCUCAUAGAGCUGUUUAGUGCAACGUGAAGCAGAGAGCUGGGUGUCACACUAGAACGAAGCAGUUUAAUCCUAAAACCUUCGUCUUAAACAUCCAAAUUACACCAACUAAUGUGUCCUAACAAGGUGAAAUAGUCUUAAAGUGCCUUUUUAUGUGUGGAGAUGGCAGACUUGUAAAACAAUUUCCUGUGCACAAACAUGUGGCCUUUGAGAAUUUAUUAGAGGCAAAAUAGUUAAAACAAUAAUAAAACUCUUACAUAGAAAAUAGUUGCUUAGGGUUAUUAUGACAAAGGAUAAUUAAAUUCUCAUUUUUAAAACUAACUAGAGGAGGUUGUAACUAUGGAUGGACUGAUGAAUCAACCUGGAGUUCCUUAGUGUUGGGAGAUUGAUCGAUACUUGCAUGAGAAGCUGGUCUUAUCCACUGAUCUUAACCAUCUCUGCAAAAGUCUGAUAAUCAGCCUCUGUCCUUUUCUGCUUUGAUGUCAGAGGGCUGAGUGACCUCCCUGCCCACCAGGUCAUUUCUGCAUAUGUUCAGUUGACAGAAGUCAGUCCAUUUGCCAAAAUUUUUAGCAACUUCUCAGACAAAAAUUGGUAUCAGCCAAAAUUGGAAUCAGGUGAUCAGCGAUCAGCCUGAAACUACCAUCCACCUCUGAUUACAACAAGAUGAACCAGCCACACUUUUGAAAAUGUGGAAUGAGACCACACCCUGCUAGGUGUCUGUACAGCCUCACAUUUUACCUCAAGAGCUAAGAGAAGGUGUCACAGAUUAGAGGAAAUAAGUAGUCACAGUUGGUUGAUGAAUAAAAUGACCAAAAACAGUUAUCUAAAAUCCUAAUGCUAGCUAUAGAGCCUGGAGAAAUGAGCUUUACUUUGCAGUAAAUGAUCUCAGUCCUUCAAGUCGAGUUCUGCAUGUAUCCCUAACUGUGUCUGAACAGAACUAUUACUGUUCCUCAAUCAGCUUAAAAUCUGUAUUUAUGUUCUGCCAUGUGAAUUCUGUAUGUAAGGUUUAAACAUAAACUCUGUUUUGAAAGAGUUUUCCUUAAUGUGUCUGAAAUAUUUUAGGUACUUUUGUUUUGAUGCUGAUGUACAUCUGAUGUUUACCUUUUAGUACAUUUAUCAGAUUGAUACUCAGAUGUUUUCCAUUGGUUGCUAGGUACAUGGUGUGUCACAUGCAAAUUUUUCAUUAAUUUUAUUUCUGAUCAACUUUUUCUUCUGAGAUGAAUUGACUGUUUUUGUACUUACUUUUCAAUAGAAUACGGAAGAAUGUGAUGCCACGCUGUUUUCUACUAUGCCAUGUUAAAAUAAAAUCAUCAAAAUAU